CUGAGACCAAGUAGUCCUCCAUUCUCGGCCCUAUCCCCUCCGAUUCCUCUCUCGACCGCUUCUCCGCCGUUGUUUGCCCUGGCCGUCGUGACUCCGCUCGAUUAUCCGCCGUCGUUCGGAAAUCUUACUUCCACAGACUCUCUUUUUUCCAUAUGUUUCAGGGAUCUUGCAAUGCAUCGGGUUGCAAGUGCAGGAAAUGGAAGUAAUUCAGUGCGUACGCGCAAGGAAAAGAGGCUGACAUAUGUUCUAAAUGAUGCAGAUGAUACUAAGCACUGUGCUGGUAUAAACUGUUUGGCUGUAUUGAAGUCACCGGGACCAGAUGAGUGUGAUACCCUCUUUACUGGUAGUCGUGAUAGUACCCUAAAGAGAUGGUUAUUGGCCGAAGAUGGUGCGACUUGCUCUGCUACAUUUGAGUCCCAUGUUGAUUGGGUGAACGAUGCUGUCCUUGCAGGUGGUAACACAUUAGUAUCUUGUUCAUCGGAUGCCACUGUUAAGGUGUGGAAUUGUGUGUCUGAUGGAAAAUGUGUGAGGACAUUACGUCAGCAUUCGGACUAUGUCACCUGCCUUGCUGCUGUGGAGAAAAAAAGCAAUUUUGUAGCCUCAGCUGGCCUCGGUGGAGAGGUCUUUAUAUGGGAUCUUGAAGCUGCACUUGCUCCCAUCUCCAAAUCAAAUGAUGUAGCAGAAGAUGACUGCUCCACAGCGGUCAAUGGCUUGGGCACUUCAUUAUCGAACACAAGUCUUCGGCCUACCGGCUCAAGCAAUAACAUCUCUGUGCAUUCUACUCAAUCUCAAGGAUACGUUCCCAUUACUGCAAAAGGACAUAAAGAGUCAGUGUAUGCAUUAGCCACCAAUGAUCGGGGAACACUUCUUGUUUCUGGUGGAACUGAGAGGGUUGUGCGAGUUUGGGACCCAAGAACUGGUUCGAAAACCAUGAAGCUUAGAGGGCACACAGAUAAUAUUAGGGCGCUACUGUUGGAUUCUACUGGCAGGUAUUGCUUAUCUGGGUCUUCUGAUUCUAUGAUCAGGUUGUGGGAUCUUGGCCAACAGCGGUGUGUGCACUCCUAUGCUGUGCACACAGAUUCUGUCUGGGCGCUUGCCAGCUCUCCAUCGUUUAGUCAUGUUUAUAGUGGUGGAAGAGAUCUUUCCUUGUAUUUGACAGAUCUGGCAACUAGAGAAAGUGUGCUGCUCUGUAACGAAGAUCAUCCUAUCUUGCAAUUGGCAUUGCACGAUGAUAGUAUAUGGGUUGCCACUACCGAUUCUUCUGUACAUAGUUGGCCAGCUGAAGCACAUAAUCCAAUGAAAGUAUUUCAACGAGGUGGUUCAUUUGUGGCUGGAAAUCUGUCAUUUUCGAGAGCCAGGGCUUCACUUGAGGGUUCCACUCCUGUUCCUGUUUAUAGAGAACCAUCAUUUAGCAUUCCUGGAAUUUCGGCAAUAGUGCAGCAUGAGAUUUUAAACAAUAGAAGACAUGUCCUGACAAAGGAUACUGCUGGCAUGGUGAAAUUGUGGGAAAUUACUAGAGGUGUGGUUGUUGAUAAUUAUGGAGAGGUUUCAUUUGAGAAGAAGAAAGAAGAAUUGUUUGAGAUGGUAAGUGUUCCUGCAUGGUUCACUGUAGAUACAAGGCUUGGGAGUUUGUCUGUACACUUAGAUACCCCACAAUGCUUUUCCGCCGAGAUGUACUCUAUUGAUCUCAGCAUUGCCGGAAAGCCUGAGGAUGACAAGAUCAAUUUGGCAAGAGAAACCCUCAAAGGACUGUUGCAACACUGGUCAACUCGACGAAAGCAGAGGUUUGGAUCUCAAACUUCUGCAAAUGGAGACAUUCCUUCAGGAAAUGUUUUGCCUACAAGGACGGUAACACUAUCUAGAGUUGAAGGCGGAGAUGGUUUCAUUGAAAAUGAUUCCACGGUGUAUCCGCCUUUUGAGUUUUCUUCAGCUGCUCCUCCUUCUAUUGUUACCGAAGGCACUCAAGGAGGCCCUUGGAGAAAGAAAAUUACUGACCUGGAUGGAUCCGAAGAUGAGAAAGACUUCCCUUGGUGGGUUCUUGAUUGUGUGUUGAACAAUCGCCUGCCUCCAAGGGAGAAUAGCAAAUGUAGCUUCUAUUUGCAACCAUGUGAAGGUUCUACUGUGCAGAUCCUUACUCAGGGCAAACUUAGUGCACCUCGCAUUUUGAGAAUACAUAAAGUUGUCAAUUAUGUCAUAGAAAAGAUGGUUCUUGAUAAGCCAAUGGAUGCCGUAAAUGGUGAUGGAUCUUUUGCUCCCGGGUUGCCUAGUGCUCAUAUCUCAAUUCCAUCUGUUGGAGAUAGUUCCUUCCGUUCAGGGCUGAAACCUUGGCAAAAACUCAAGCCUUCUAUUGAGAUCAUGUGCAAUAACCAGGCAAGUGUCUUACCUCCGGACAUGAGCUUGGCCACUGUACGAGCAUACAUAUGGAAGAAACCUGAUGACCUUGUGCUUAACUACAAGGUGGUGCAGGGCAGGGAUGCUAGUGAAGUUAUUGUGAAGUGGCUUGUGUGUGUAAAUACUCUUGGAGUUGUGCAUCAUAUGACAGACGGGCUCAUUGUGUGCCAGUAUAAAAGCCAUUGUCCCCCUCUUACCUCGUAAAACGAAGGGAAAACGAAUUGGUUUUCAAGAUGAAGCAUAAGAGAUCCCGGUAAUUGUACAGAGAGCAGGUCCCAACCUGGACGAGUUAUUUAUAAAAUUAAAAUUGAGAUGCUUGGCAUGGUUCGUGAGCCUGUGGCAACUUGAAUGAGAAGAGGGGUGCCUAAACAGAUGUUAUAUUCACAAACUUGAAUUAAAGGAAUAACUUAUAUUACAGGUGUCCUUAAACGAUUCGUACUUUCUAAUACACAGUUGAAGGUGAAUAAUUUUUGCUUUUCUUUGCAAAUAUAGCAUCCCCUUCAACUCUCCUAUCAUUAUUUUAUUUUUCUUGUUUUCAUUUUUUGGAUUAUGUAAUUUAUCCUGUUGAUUCGUCAAUGGUGCGUUUGUUAUGUUUAAAAUUGUUGCUAACUGUAUUUGUUAGUCGAUCCAUGACUAUAAUCUAACCGGCUUUAUUCUUCUGUCGUGGGUCAACUUGAAUUCUGGAGUUGAUUGAUGGCUGCAAAAGGAGCUAAGCAGAAGGGUCCAAAACAUCAAGUGAAAAUUUAAGCAAUAUCCCACUUGUAGAAUAUGAUUUUAUUCACUACGUGAAGGAGUUAUCUUCUAACUCACGCGUCAGGGGACGCGCCCCUCUUCUUCUCCC
Striga asiatica is the source of this 3232-nucleotide messenger RNA. The record is from the annotation of a GenBank genome assembly. NCBI's taxonomy places the organism in Eukaryota, Viridiplantae, Streptophyta, Magnoliopsida, Lamiales, Orobanchaceae.